AAACUUAAUCCAUGCGCUACAGUAGGUUGCAAUGCGACCCCCCGUGUUGGAGAGAAACAUCAACGACCCGGCUUAUCCACUCCAGGUUCGAGCUCUUUGCCGGCGCUUGGUCAUUAGAGCUCAGUAAGGCAACGACACAUCGGACGUUCCAGGUUUGCUCCGCUGCCGGGCUGCACCAAACAACUCGCAAAUAAAACCAAGAAAUAAAAAUCACCUCAUCCAACCCAACGAUGAAUCCGCUUCAUGACGCCGAAGCGACCUUGUCUCGGGAGCUCAUGGAUUUCGGCAUCAGCAACCCCAACCCCGGACCGCACUUCGAUGCCUUCGAAGAACCUCCGCCGCCGCCCAUGAUAACGAGUGAGGGCGUUGUGACUACGGAUAUUACCCAGAAAUUCCUAUCCGCCACUACCGCCUUGAAGCCCGGUGAGCUCGUUAAAGAUGACUUUUUUACUCUUUUCGAGUCCGUCGGGGCUCUCGAGAUCAUGGAUCCCAAGAUGGACAGCGGCUGUCUAGCCCCUGGCGAGUCCCUUGAUGACGACUAUGACGUGACACGGCCACUUCUGCCAGCCGAGGUGGUGGGAAUUAUCGACCAGCUGCUAUCACUAGAGAUGGCAUGGCAUCUCGGUUAUCCGCUUUCCCAGACGCUCUUUACAAGCGUCUACGUUGAAAAGAUGCUACACCCGGCCCCUAAAACACUUGAGGGCGCCGACUUCAUCAGAGACCGCACCGCUGAUUCUCCGCGAGAUCCCAUGCAUGCCGUUCUCAGAGCCUACUGUCUCGGCUUGCUAAAGUCAUGCUACUAUGUUAACGAGCGUAUUAAGUUCGAACACUCUUAUGAGGAGGAGGAUUUCGUGACAAAUCCAUACAAUCGUUCGCUGCUAGAGACUAUCGACCGAUAUGAGAUUCGGGAUGAGAUCAUGGUGGCUCGGAAGAUUAUUCACGACGUCAGCCAUACACUAACAGAUGAGCUAGCGCAUGCGCUAGGCUUCCGUCUUGAGCUAAGGUCGGCUUUCUUGCGGGCAAUCGAGCUAUCCGAGCUGCGCAGUGACCCAGAGUCGCUGAGCCUGCCAUGGUCACAGAUGCAGGGGGUAUGGGAGGUUGUCAACAAGACUCGCCACCUCGGGAAACCCGUCCCGGAGGCAUUCAGCACAAAGAUACAACGCAGGCUCGCCAGUACCAUGCCCCCACGCCCCAUCGUGCAGCCGAGCGCGGAGGAGACGCACGAGCACUUCAAAAAGCUGAUAGCGGACGGCAUCAACGUGCUCAACGUUCUUCACUACUCCGACUCACAAAGUCUCUUGAACUUCGUCUUGACAUUCCAGGCUCAAAAGCCCCAGCCGCUGGUGUAUAUCCGGGCGAUCCUCCAGAACUUCCUCUUCCACGACAUGAUCAUUCUCGGCCACCUCAGCAUCCGCCAAGUACUUGACGACGACCUGUCCAUCGUCGUUCUGCCAAGCAGCCUCCUCCUCGACCGGGACAACGACUCGGUCGAAGCACCCCAUCACCCGCGCUACGCGAUAGCCCACCAGAUGGAGCUCUUCCGCCAACGAGCAGCCCAGUCCUACCUGGACAUCUUCCGCGCCUUCUGCCAAAACCGCUGCCGCGUCCGCCGGACCCUCUUCCACUCCCUCCAGGACUGGGAGAUGGUCCAGGUCGACGCCGAAGAGAUCGACCAGCUACUCCAGCUGCAAACCGAAGAAAAGCCCGUCACCUACCCACCCCUGGGCGGCGUGCCCAGCCACUCCCUCCCCCUCUCCUCCUGGGCGUACCACUACAAGCUCCGCCUCAUGGAAUGGACCGUCCAGCUCGGCUUCGAGCUCGAGAUCUACCAACCGGACGAACUCGCCGGCAUGUACUGGUACCUCAGCCACCUCUCCCACACGCGGGUCCUGCACCUCGAACGCAUCAACUUCUUCACCGCCCAGCGCCUCGAACCCCCAGGCGCCGCCAGCAGCAGCAAAACCCGCCCCCCGGCCCCCUCCCCACAACUCACCCGCUCCAAGUCCUACCUCCACCUCGCCACCCGCGAAGCCGCCGCCACCUCCGACCUCGCCGACGCCCUCAGCCAACUCUACACCGCGCUCCGCCGCCUCGACCUCAUAACCCCCCCGCCCCGCCCUUACUCCACCGACGCGCUGCGCUACGAGGUGCGCAUGAAGCCCUUCGCGCCCAUCGGCCUGCCCACCCUCCCUUCCUUCGAGGAGUUCGCGCGCGCCGUCGACAGGCCGGACGUGCCGACGGCGCUGCAGCUGCUGGAGGGCGCGGGGCGCGCGGCGGGGCGGGUGCGGGCCGCGCUGGAGGGCUUGGCAAGGUUGGGCGCGGACGAGGCGUUUGCGGUGGGCUGUUUUGAGCGCUGGAGGGGCGGGGUGAGGGAGUGGAAUCGGGCGGCGAUUGCGGUGGGGUUGGCGGUGGCGGUGGUGAGGCGGGUGGUGGAGGAGGUUGGGGACGGUGGUGGUGCGAGUGGGGGUGGUGAGGGUGGUGAGGGUGGGAAGGGGGUCAAGGGGGUCAAGGAGCGGUUGAGUGUGCUGGUGCCGAAACCCGAGGAGGGGUAUCAUGAGUGGUGGAUUGUGCCGAAGGUGGUGGAGAGGGAGAAGGUCUGAGGCAGGAAUGGGAUGGUGGUGUCGUCGAGGAGGGGGGUACGCGGGAAGGGUAUCAGAACAAU
This is a messenger RNA of Chaetomium fimeti, 2662 nucleotides long. Its product is annotated as Mak10 subunit, NatC N-terminal acetyltransferase-domain-containing protein. The record is from RefSeq and is a predicted model, not a curated record. The transcript is spliced from 7 exons. Gene Ontology annotation, biological process: N-terminal peptidyl-methionine acetylation. The coding region runs from base 231 to 2600 and encodes 789 amino acids. Lineage: Eukaryota; Fungi; Ascomycota; Sordariomycetes; Sordariales; Chaetomiaceae. Gene Ontology annotation, cellular component: NatC complex.